GACAGUCGGUGACAGUUCUUAUCAGUUUUCGCAUAACAAAAAAAGGGAAAGAUUUGUAUUUGUUGUGGUUCAUUGCUACGAAUCGUAUAUUUUUGUUGUAAUUUGUCUGGUAAAAAUAAACUGAAUCAACGACGAGUGCCUUAUUUAAAGUGAUUCGACGCGAAAUAAGAUUAUUUUUUAUCAAAAUGUGUAGCGUAUUUUUUAUAUUCGCUGUGAUGAUGACUCUGUGUUCGGCUGAGGAAUUUCGAACGCUGACCGCUCGACUAAAUCCUGAUUGUCCUGCCGAAAUUUGUUAUAACAAUGACCCCAACAUAAUAACCGUCGUUCAUAUAUCAUCCGAUGGGCAGCACGAUACGCUCCAUUAUGUAUGGGAUUUUACUGGUAAACCAUCGGUCCUAAUAGCUUUGACAUCACCGAACACUAACCUCACGAUAAAUUGGCGAAAUUUUAUGGACGAUAAACAGGAGAGUAGCAUCGAAUUUUCCACUAAACCCAUCUACACAUCAACUGUUGUUCUGAAUCGGUUAUGGCAAUUUAAUGACGCAGAAGAUACUGGCACUUUCUCGAACGGUGUGAAUUCAAGCGAAAUAAACGUUUACGAUACACGGAACAUCACAUGGACGAGGAAUCAGUUUCAUAAAUCGGUGCAUGAAGUGGAAGUGACUGUUACUGGCGAUAAUUCGGAUUUUUUCGGUGAUGGUAGAGUGUCAUUAAACUUGAAAUGCUUUGCUAGCGUCGAUCAUGGUGUCGAUUUUCCGCAUUUGUUACAUUCGGAAAAUUCGACCGAAUUCGAUUUGGUGUUGGAUGGACUGCGAGUGAAUUCGUCGUUUCCGCAGGCUCGGUUCGCUGCCGAAUUUGUGAUCGUUUCGGAGGAGACCAAGAACAAGAAUCAAUCGUUCACCGUUCACUCGAAGAAAAGCUUAGAUGACGAACACACACCGGGAAUAUUUGAAAUUGUGGAAAUUGCGUCGCCGAAAAGUUUUAUGGCGAAUGAAGGAAGUUUCAUUCAGUAUCGUCCUGUUUCUUAUACGCAUCCGGAACGAGAUGUUUCAACGUCGACCGAAUUACAUAUCACAAUGCCAACCAAUUUAGAUAAUCCAGCUACACAACUAAAUUCCAGCCUGGCAUGGGUAUAUUAUGGGUCAUUGUUGAAUACGAUUUUGGUGCAAGGUUUUAAUGUGUCGUUUGGAAUGUCCGGAGACGGAUUUUAUACGAAAACUAAUUAUAGCACAUGGACAUUCGUAAUGGGCUAUGGCGCUCCGCCAAAUGAACAACUUUCCAUGUUUGUUGUUAUUGUUGCAUCGAUUGGUUUGGGUAUACCGCUGAUACUGUUAGUUGGCGGCGGAUGUUACAUGUGCAUAAAACGGACCAGAAAUCGUUAACAAUAUAAUAAGCAAACGUUCAUGACUGUUAAUGAUAUGGGUAAGUGUGCAACACAACCACCA
Bradysia coprophila is the source of this 1445-nucleotide messenger RNA. RefSeq names its product glycosylated lysosomal membrane protein-like. The record is from RefSeq and is a predicted model, not a curated record. Lineage: Eukaryota; Metazoa; Arthropoda; Insecta; Diptera; Sciaridae. Gene Ontology annotation, cellular component: lysosome.